Arachis ipaensis is the source of this 636-nucleotide messenger RNA. RefSeq lists its product as uncharacterized. The record is from RefSeq and is a predicted model, not a curated record. NCBI's taxonomy places the organism in Eukaryota, Viridiplantae, Streptophyta, Magnoliopsida, Fabales, Fabaceae.
AUGGAUUUAGUGGAUCAAUUGCAUGAGACUUUAUGUCCUGUAAAGUUAGCAUAUGAUAUGCAAGAUAGAAUUGUCUCGAAGUUUGACAAAGAAGGCAUUUUUUCAACAAACUCUUUUGUGCAGGUGAUGCAUUCAGAAACAACCCCGGAAGAUAUUACCAGCUAUAGCUUUACAAGAACCAUAUGGCAAGGUUUGGUUCCACCACGAGUAGAGUUAUUUAUUUGGUUUGCGUUAAUAGGAAAAGUUAAUAGUAAAGAAAGACUGCAUAGGCUGGGUGUUAUUAGCCAUGGUGAUGACAUGUGCGUAUUGUGUAAGACAGAGGUUGAACAUGUUUACCACUUGUUCCCUGGUUGUAAGUUUACUUGGCAGGUGUGGUGUGGAUGGCUAUCCGACUUUAGGAGGCUCUUGUCUGUUCCGGACUCGCUGAAAGAACACUUUGAGACUUGGACAGAUAUUGUAAACAGGAAAGAGGACCGCAACAAGAGGCUCAUUUGCUUCUUUGCCGUUAUUUGGAAUGUUUGGUUAGAGAGAAACAGAUUGAUCUUUAGUAACAAGGAAGCAGGUGUAGAGGAGGUGUUCCAGAAUUCUUUGACCAGCUAUAGAGAGUGGAGUAGUUCGGAUCCCUUUGGUGGUUGA